AUGAGGUGGGUGUCACUGGCGAAAAGGGGAGGGAAGCACCGACCAUGCGACGAUUGUGCUGAUUUUCUGGGUGAUUGGACAAUGCAAACAAGAUCUCCGUCAUCGACUUCUCCUCAUUACCAUCGUCAAAUCAUUACACCAAUCUUCCCUUUGUUAGAGAUUAUUAGCAAAUAUGGAUGGUGGGAACAGGGGCCAAAAUGGAAUCCAACUACUGUUAACAGCAGAGCAAGAAGCUCAACAAAUCGUGAAUGCUGCCCGAAAUGCAAAGUUGGCUAGACUAAAACAAGCCAAAGAAGAGGCGGAGAGGGAGGUGACUGAAUUUCGUGCUCAAAUGGAAGCUGAUUAUCAAAGAAAACUCACUGAGUCAAGUGGAGACUCGGGUGCAAAUGUGAAACGUUUGGAGAAGGAAACAGAUGAAAAGAUUCAACACCUCCAAACAGAAGCCGAUAGGAUUUCACUUGAUGUUGUUGAGAUGCUUCUGAAACAUAUCACCUCCGUAAAAUACUAAUGAAGUAAUGAAAGUUUGCAGUUGCAGUAUGUGUUCUUGAACAAAAAUUCAUUUUUUUUGCGUGUGUAACAUUAAUUGUUUUCAUUAUGGACUGAGAUUUUACAUCUACAACUUGUAUUUGAAACUAUGGUUGCAUACUUUUUAUACACUAUGAUUCCACAAGAUUGAUAGAUCAAUAAACAUUUGUUCCAUUAUGAAUCCACAAGCAAAUAGUCCAAUCGCGAUUAUGACUGGCCUUGUUCUUGAUAUUCCUUUAUCAUCAUCAUCAUCAUCAUCGUCAUCAUCAUGCAUAGCCCAUGCCAUAGCUGGUGGAAGUACUCCAUACAACAUUG
Molecule: messenger RNA, 840 nt
Organism: Lactuca saligna
Lineage: Eukaryota; Viridiplantae; Streptophyta; Magnoliopsida; Asterales; Asteraceae
Source: the annotation of a GenBank genome assembly